CAGUUUACUACAUGGCUCUGUUUAGUACUUGAAAAUGACAGAAUGGCGUCGUUGAUAGAAUCAUAUGAGCAGCAAUAUUCCAAUUUGACAGCUGACAUAACGUACAAUAUCAGUAAAAUAUCGAACACACAUGGAGCUGAGAAGCAAAAAUACAUCAGACAGGUUGACAAACUUUUCGAUGAGGUGUCAGAACUGUUGGAACAAAUGGAGCUGGAGGUAAAGGAUUUGCCAUCAAGAGAUAAACAAAAAUAUCAGACUCGUGUCAAAAGUUACAAGACAGAGCUUGGAAAACUACAGACAGACACACGGCGAGCCAAACUCGGUAUAGACAGCAGUAGAGAUGAACUCCUCGGAGAUGAUACACAUGAGUCAGAAGAUCAGAGGAAAAGACUCCUGGACAACACAGAUGCCCUGGACCGUACCUCUCGACGCUUAGAUCAUGGCUACAGAAUCGCUCUGGAAACUGAGGAAAUGGGUGCCCAGGUUUUACAGGACCUAAGUGGCCAAAGGCAGACAAUACAACGGUCAAGAAAUAGGCUUGAAGAAAUGAAUAGCGGUCUUGGGAAAAGUUCUCGUGUAUUAUCAGGGAUGAUGAGACGGAUUAUACAGAAUAGAUUGAUGCUGGUGAUCAUUUGUGCAAUAUUACUACUGGUGAUUGGAUUAGCUAUAUAUUUCAUUGUGAAGAGAAACUCUUGAUGACGAUCUAUGACUUGUAUAGAAUGCAAACUAUUGUGGGAUCAUAUCAGUGGCAAUAUUGAUGGACAUUGGAGGGGAAAACAAUUACUAGACCUUUAUCACCUGGAGUUCACACGACUGAUGCUGGACAGACAGUUGAUGUUGUACACAGGACCACAUCAAGACAAAGAAUGGCACGAAGUCCACUCAUUACCGACAAUACAUGUCAUUGAGUACUUCUGAUUCUUCAAAGAAUAUUUUCAUUUAAUAUAUACUGGGAUCCUCCGUAUUUCUGUUACUUGGUAUAGAUAUAUAUACCAUCACUGGAUACAUAUGUAUUUAUGUAUGUAAUUGAGUUUUAUUACCAUAACUCUGUAUAUAUUUUAUGUCGCCAAAUUUAAACUGGAAUACUGUAAAAACAAAAAUCUUCAUCAGGGAUUUUUCUCAAAUAUUUAUGUAAUGUAAAGGUGGUACUUCAUUAAAUUCCUAUAAUGUUUAGAAAAAUAAAAUAAGCCUAUUAAUAACAGUAAGCCUCUAAUCGCUAAGUCUAUCAAAGAUAUCCUUCAAAUCAUAAUGUCUGUUUUUGCUUCUGAUAGUGGUUUAUUGGAACCACUCGAUGAAUCUACUCAUGUUUUAAUGAGUGCUUUCAUCGGUUUUCAUCAAGGGCAGGUAUAAUAGUAAAUGGAGCAUUGUGUCACACCUACCAGCUACGAGGCACUAAAAUUAAAAUCAACUGUCACAGACUUGUUUUACUUAUCCCUUUGAUGAUUAUUGUUGUCAGAACAGCAUAGUAUGAUCGAUAUUAAACUGAUGUUUCAAUGCUUUAGGAGGUUUCAUUUCUCUUUUUUUUUUAACAUUUAAUUCUAUUUUUUUAUGAUACAUAAGAAUAUACAACAUUUGAUAUAGCCCCCUAUCUAGCUAGUAAAAGCCACUCCAAAGCGCUUUACAGUACAACGUAUACAAUCAAUACAAUUAGCAUAUAUAUACAUUAAUCAAUACAAUUUUGAGAAAUUCGCAUGAGUUGCCUUAUCAGGCGCUUAUUACUAGUCCUAUGUCACCUGGCUUAUAUCUCCCUAAAUGUGAAUGCCUGUGUGUACUUGAGAUGUAUUGUAUUCUGUUUGUACUGGCACCAUGUUUCCAACGGCAUCAUUUAAAGUACCAUCUCACUUGAAUGCUACAGCACAGAUACCACAACAUCCACCCCAGACCAU
Molecule: messenger RNA, 1886 nt
Organism: Mizuhopecten yessoensis (Yesso scallop)
Lineage: Eukaryota; Metazoa; Mollusca; Bivalvia; Pectinida; Pectinidae
Product: vesicle transport through interaction with t-SNAREs homolog 1A-like
Exons: 8
Coding region: 43-696 (217 amino acids)
Biological process (GO): macroautophagy; intracellular protein transport; vesicle fusion with Golgi apparatus
Cellular component (GO): SNARE complex; ER to Golgi transport vesicle membrane; Golgi apparatus
Molecular function (GO): SNAP receptor activity; SNARE binding
Source: RefSeq, a predicted model, not a curated record